AUGCCGCCCGCGCGGCCAUGUCUGCUCGCCCGCACCCGAGCUGCGCAAUCUGCCCAAGAUCCACGCAUCUCCCACCGCCAGGGCCUCCGCCCAGCAUCCAGACCGUCCCGGCACCCUCAAAGGAGACGGCUUUGGACGGAGCCAACUCCCACCGCCGCCGCAACCGGCAACGAGCGUCCCGCCUCGGACAUCGCCUGGGACAACAACCAUGAAGCAUCAAGUCGGGGAAAGGGGAAGGGGAGGUGCGCCACUCGGGUGCCGGCGACGGCGGCUCGACCACGUCAAAGCCCCAUCCCUCCAAUAACUCUCCCCCCGAAGCACCUGCUUUGCCCCAGCCCUGCUAUUGGCACAACCCAACGCGAGGCCACCGACGGCCACUCGUCCGACGAAGGAGGGAGAAGAUCCACCGCCGGCGCCGCCAAGGAGGGGUCCAGGAACAGCCCGUCCGCGCCGCGCGCCGCCGACCACAGCCGAGAAGGGCGCCCAACUGUACCAUGGAGCCCGCACGCGCCACCACCACCUACCGCGACGCCACCUGCACCGCCACCCCUAUGCACGGCGGCGCCAGCCGCCCGGGGCCCUGCUGCACCCAGCCCGCGCUGCCAGAAGGGGCGCCAGAGCCAGAUCCGGUCGGAUCUAACCGGAGCCCACCCGCGCGCACCACGUGAAGGGCCGGCCGUCGCCGAGGGCGCAGCCAGACACCACGCCGCCUGCCACGCCGGCAGCACUGAGGCGCACCCAGCCGCGUCCGCCCGUCGACGCCGAGAUGCCCGGCGCCCGCAACCCGUCUUGGCCCGGAGGAAACGGCCCGCGCACGCCCUGCCGCGCGAGACGACGUGA
This is a messenger RNA of Aegilops tauschii subsp. strangulata, 840 nucleotides long. The record is from RefSeq and is a predicted model, not a curated record. Lineage: Eukaryota; Viridiplantae; Streptophyta; Magnoliopsida; Poales; Poaceae.